AUGGAAAACUCUACAGUGAACUUUGGAGCAUCUAGUAACUCCACAACUCUUUCGUUUGGGAAAAUAAGCAGUUUUGAGAUUUGUGUGUACAGCUUCAGUUUCCUGUUUGGUCUUCCUACACACUCCUAUGUGAUCUAUCUCAUCAUGACAGGAACAAAAAGCGGAAUUGCAUCCGAUUUCUUCAUCUUCAACCUCUCCAUUUGUGAAAUUGGAGUCAGUCUGGAUGGUUUUUUAUUCAUACUGUCAAGUUCUUUUACUUGGCUCUUUAAAUUAGCACUGUUUUUGCAAGGAUUAAUCAUCACCGGUCGUCCUCUGUUUCAGUGUCUGAUCUGUGUUGAGCGUUACCUGGCUGUGGUUCAUCCUGUAACCUUUCUGAAGUACAAACCUCUUAGAUACAGACUGAUGUGUUGUGCCGUGGCCUGGUUCAUUUGUCUCGGCUCAUGCUUGUGCUGUAUACUCUUGGUGGUCUUAGUUCCCAUUGAGAUUUAUACACUUUUCUUUUCGAUUCAGUUUUUGGUCCUUCUCUCCAUUCAGUUGUUUUGUUGUGUGGCGGUUCUCAGAGCUCUGAAGCAGUCAGGACCAGGAGAGAGAGGGAGAGAGAAAGAGGAGGAAAACCACAUGAAGAGACGAGCGUUUCAUCUCAUUCUCAUAAUUACUGUAACCACAUUUAUCACAUAUAUGCCUUAUAUUAUUUUGGGAAUAUUUAUUAUAUUGACAAAAGAGGUUAUUUAUGCAUUUUGGAUUAUUGGGUUGAUUUGUUAUGAUCUUGCUGGUUUUGUUCAGCCUGUUCUUUAUCUGCAUCGUGCUGGUAAACUUGCAAUACUUUGUCCUUUAUAUGCAUUGUGA
This is a messenger RNA of Paramisgurnus dabryanus, 846 nucleotides long. The record is from RefSeq and is a predicted model, not a curated record. NCBI's taxonomy places the organism in Eukaryota, Metazoa, Chordata, Actinopteri, Cypriniformes, Cobitidae.